AUCUGUCGCUCACCGGAGGCUUUAAACGUGCUCCGAAUCUCUUUUCUUCCCUCAAUAGAUUCCAAUCAAUUUCUCCUCCAAUUCCGCGAUCAAAUUCUCGGCGAACUGGUGUUUCUUCUUCUCCUGGAAGAGUUUGAUUCUUUCUGUUGGAUGAUUUCUCAGUGAAAAGAGGUAUUUCUUCGGCGCCGGACAUGGAAUCAUCGGUAUCAUCACGCGGCGGAGACACCGUCGUAAAACCGUCGAUGGAGGUGUGGCAUUUCCAGAUUGCUGUCUAUUUCGCUUUCGGAUUCUUCUUCUUGAGGCUUUUCCUCGAUAGAUUCGUCUUUCAAAGGAUAGCUGUUUGGCUUUUGAGUACCGGUUCUUCUCCGAUUAAAAUGAAUGAUGCUACUACUCGGGCAAAAAUCGUCAAAUGCAAGGAGUCUUUGUGGAAAUUGUUGUAUUAUGCUGGUUGUGACUUUUUUGUUCUUCAAGUCGUUUAUCACGAGCCGUGGGCUAGAGAUAUCAAACUCUACUUCGACGGUUGGCCAAAUCAAGAGUUGAAGCUUUCAAUAAAGCUUUACUAUAUGUGCCAGUGCGGUUUUUAUAUCUAUGGUGUGGCUGCGUUGCUUGCAUGGGAGACAAGAAGAAAGGAUUUUGCUGUCAUGAUGUCUCACCAUGUAAUUACAAUCAUCCUGCUUAGCUACUCCUACUUAACCAGUUUUUUCCGGAUUGGAGCAAUCAUCCUAGCCCUUCAUGAUGCAAGUGACGUGUUUAUGGAAACUGCUAAAAUUUUCAAGUACUCUGAAAAAGAAUUUGGAGCAAGUGUAUGCUUUGCACUAUUUGCUCUCUCCUGGCUAUUGCUACGGUUGAUAUACUUCCCAUUUUGGAUCAUCUGGGCCACGAGCAUUGAACUCCUGGACUAUUUGGAUAUGACAUCAGCUGAAGGCACGAUCAUGUACUAUUCUUUCAACACAAUGUUACUUAUGCUUCUCGUUUUCCACAUAUAUUGGUGGUAUCUCAUAUGUGCCAUGAUUGUAAGACUACUUAAAAACAGAGGAAAAGUUGGAGAAGACAUAAGAUCCGAUUCAGAGGAUGAUGAUUACUUCUCGAUGCCGCACUGUUUUACCUUCAAGCCAGCUUCUCCGGAGGCCUCUCUCGCCGACGACCCUCUUCCCCAUCCUUCUCCAGAGGGUAGUGUGGCCUCCACUUUUAACAUCAGCCUCGAGUUGGCUCACGCUUUUCAAACCCCUUCCUACCAUGAUAUACGUUCACGGCUUCUUGCUAUUGACCCAACACAAGAAAAUCUCGAGCUGUUUCUCUCUCAAGAGCUCAAACCAAAGAAUGAAUGCGUUCAGGAAGCUCUUAGUCUUAGACACGCCAAGCAAACUACACUUACCAAUCUUGUCUCCACUUACUUCCAACACAGCGAAGACGCUACCCGCUUUUGCUUGAAUCUUUACCAAAACGUCCACAGUGCUCGCUGCCACCUCUACACACCCCUCUUAGACCUCUUCAAAAUCUUUCCCCGUGAUUCCCAUUCCGCCAUUGACGAGUCCUUCUGUAAUUUAGCAUUCGAUGUUUUCCUUAAGCUUGACACGUUUGAAAACCCUUUCGCAUCUCCUGAAUCUCACAGCUUUCAAGACACCCAAUUAUGCUUUUAUCAGCUGGCUGACAAGCUGGACACCCGUAUCCGUAAGUCUAAGUCACGGGUCCGCCUCCUCCAUCAUGCCACAGCUGGUUCUGCCUUGUGUCUUGUUACUGCUGUUGUUGCAGUUGCUGCUUCUGCGGCUUUUAUCGCCUAUCAUGCACUUCCGACUCUUCUUGUUGUUGCAGGUCCCUUGUGCACUCCCUACCUCCCUCACAGUUUCAAGAAGAAGGAGUUAUCUAACAUUUCUCAGCUAAAUGUUGCUGCCAAGGGUACUUUUGCGCUCAACAAAGAUCUUGACACCAUUGACCGUCUUGUCUCCCGUUUGCACACAGGGAUAAAAAACGACAAGAUUCUCAUUCGGCUUGGAUUGGAGAGGGGGAGGGACGUGUAUUCAGUUCAGGAGUUUGUGAAACAGCUUCGCAAGAGCCACGUUAACCACACCCAUCAACUCGAGGUUCUUGAGGAUCAUAUUUGUCGUUGGUUCACUAACGUUAACAAAUCCAGAUCGUUGCUCCUUAAAGAGAUCCUUCGUCCCCAAACGUAAGCUCCUCAACCUUUUUGUAUCAGUGGUUUUUUGAGCUUAUCCGAGAGGACAACAGGACCGGGUCAAUGUAUACAGGGACGUUGUAGGUCUGUAGCUGGGAAUAAAGACUUUAUAUAAUC
Arabidopsis arenosa is the source of this 2290-nucleotide messenger RNA. The record is from the annotation of a GenBank genome assembly. Lineage: Eukaryota; Viridiplantae; Streptophyta; Magnoliopsida; Brassicales; Brassicaceae.